CCCACCCCCAAAUCCGCCCGCCGCCCUCUUGCAGCCUCCCAGGGCUCUCCGAAAACGUUCCUCGCCGGGUUCUCCAAAAAGGGUUCUCUGUGGCGUUCUGGGAAGCUCCAUACGCCCCGGGGCCUCGGACCUUCAUGCGUCUCCCAGCAGCGUCGUCCACCCACACCUCCACCCACCACCACCACACCACCACCACCAUGAGCUGUGAGCAGGAGUUUGGAGACGGAGCCAUGGGAGUGACGCUCACGCUGCGCCUCCUCAUGCACGGGAAGGAGGUAGGAAGCAUUAUCGGCAAGAAAGGAGAAACGGUGAAGAGAAUACGAGAAGAGAGCACCGCCAGGAUCAACAUCUCGGAGGGCUCGUGUCCGGAGAGGAUCAUCACCAUCACGGGCCAGACGGACUGUGUGUUCAGAGCCUUCACCAUGAUCACCUUCAAACUGGAGGAGGACCUGACAGCGUUGGUAGCCAACGGCACGGUGAGCAGCAAGCCUCCGGUCACGCUGCGGCUGGUCAUCCCGGCCAGCCAGUGCGGCUCUCUCAUCGGGAAGGGCGGCUCCAAGAUCAAGGAGAUCCGAGAGACGACCGGUGCCCAGGUGCAGGUGGCAGGUGACCUCCUCCCGAACUCCACGGAGAGAGAGGUGACGAUAUCGGGGAGCCAGGACGCCAUCAUCCAGUGUGUCAAACUCAUCUGCACCGUGAUUCUGGAGUCUCCUCCAAAGGGAGCGACUAUUCCGUACCGCCCCAGCCCGACCCCGGGAACCGUGCUGCUGGCAGGAAACCAGGUGUUCGAGACGUCAGACUUUGGCUCUCACCCUCUUUUCUCCGUGGCACAGGGAGGAGUAGACAUGCAGCAAACGUACGCAGUACAGAGUCACUACGGCAUUCCACAUUCAGAGUUAGCAAAGCUCCACCAGUUGUCGAUGCAGCAGCAGGGCCUGGCCCCCAUCAGCCAAUCAGCGACACAGGUUCUCUCUGGAGGGGUGGACGCCAACUCUCAAACUACAUCUCAGGAGCUCCUCAUUCCAAACGACCUGAUUGGCUCCAUCAUCGGUCGCCAGGGCACCAAGAUAAACGAGAUCCGGCAGGUGUCGGGGGCUCAGAUCAAGAUCGGCAGUCAGAUCGACAGCACCAGUGACCGCCACGUCACCAUCACCGGCACACCGAUCGCCAUCAACCUGGCUCAGUACCUGAUCACUUCAUGUUUAGAGACCGCCAAAUCCACUGCCCAGUCCUCCUCCAUGCCGUCUCCCGUUGACCUGACCAUGAGCUUCACCCAGCCCGCCCCCCCCGCCUCCUCCUCCUCCUCCCCUGCCAGCAGCGCGCUGGCCGCGACACUAAAUGCUGGCGUGCUCCCUCGCCCUCCCCUCUCCAGCCUCCCGGGAAUGAAAUCAUUCCCCUUACUGGCUGCCGGCCUCUCCACGCCUCACGCCGCCGCGGCAGCAGCAGCAGGUAUCGGGGCGCCAAUGUUGCCGGGCUCGAUGCAGACGGCGGCAGGCGUUCCCGUACAGGCUCACGCGGCGGCGGCGGCGGCCCUGGCGUCCUACACGGCCAAGAUCUCCUCCUCGGCCAACGGGAUGAAGAAGCCGGAGAGACAGAAGUUUGCGCCGUACUAACGGCGGGCGAGGGAAGGAGUUUGCAUCGCUGAGGUAGCUUUCGGGAACCAGGCUGGUUUCUUUUUUUUUUUUUAGAUGGAAGGGCACUUUUUAUUUUCAUUCUUUUACACUCUCUCACUUCUCUUUCUUCCUCUGCCCCUCCAUCUCUUAUUCCUUUCUUCUUGCUCAAAAAUGUCAAAGGGGGAUCAUUGGAGUGUGUGUGAUGUCAGAUGUGAAAAGUGCAGCAACACCUAAGGUUUUUCCAUGGGUAAGUCGCACUGAACUUGCCAUGAUCACUGCCAUAAGUGGACCAAAAAGGUGCCAGUACAUUAAUUCAGCAGUUCCAUGACAUGACCACUGUAUGUGUCUUGGAUAUAUUUAUAUGCAUACGUAUAUCUUGUAGGGGAGACCGUGAAUAGUUGACGAUUCGAUCUAAGGAGCCACUAUUAUGUAGAUACCUUCAAGUAAAGUGUUAACAGUAAAGUAAAGUGUUACUAGAUCAUCGUUUGAGUUAAAAUAGCGGCCCCCUUAAGAUAUACUCCCGGGGCAUGACCACCUGUUUCCUGGGUGAAAGUCUUGUGUUUUCUCCUUAACUUCUUCUGGGACAUGAACUCUGCUCUCUGGCUUUAAAGUCCUGUGUUUUAGGAGCUAAACAUCCCCCCCCCCCGACCUCCUCCCUACGAGGAUCCUCAUGCUCUUACACAGCAGCAGUCAAUGUUAGGUGACAGUCAUAAAUACUAGAAUACAUACCAAAUACAGAGCUUUAGUUUUCGUAGCGAUAUAUAUGAAUGCUUCAUGAGAACAACGUGCACAGUGCGGCUAAAGACGUCCGACUCAAGCCGAUGGAAAAACCUUAAGUAAGAGCAGAGUUUCAUAUGUUGCUAAAUCAGAAACUACAAAAAAAAGGAAGCAUAAUUUCUUCUUUUGUAAACUCAUACAAACAAGCCAUAAUGAACUCAGAAGCUGCUGCCUCACUCUGACUGAAGUGUGUGACAGCCAGACACUAGGCUGCAGGGGCUCAUGGGUAAUAAGAAAUGCAAUGAGAGAGGAUGUCGAAUUUUCACGCUGUUAUCUGUCAAAGCUCCGCAUGGGGAAAAAAUAAAUUACAGAACAAAAUAGGAAGGUAAAGGAAUAAUACCCUCCGUCUUGUUUUCUUGACCUUUUCUACGGGUCACGAAUCCCGCGUUUGCGUUCAGCUUUUCUUCUUUGAGUGGAGAUUUCAAACGACAAAGUUUUCAAGAGCGCUUCGAAUCCUCAAAGUCAGGUGAACAAUGGCACGGAUGUUACGGACUGAAACAGACAGAAAUAUCCAACACAGCGCCAGUGUCUGAUCACUCAUGAUCCUCCCGACAGGGAGCAUUAAUUAUUUGGCAGCGUGUGGGAUAUUUUUGACUUUUUCAUGUCUCGGUGGUGAUUUCAAACGUGCUUAAGUAGACAAUCCUGUACAGCAGCUUCCUAUCGGUGACGGAUCAUACAUACAGCUGCUGUGAUGCUUUAUUUUGGCGGUUUGUUUAGCUUUGCUUCUGCGUCCAAGCUGCAUGUUUCUGUGCAGAUAUUCAGCGGUUUAAUAAACCACUCAGGGUCGCUGACUCUCUCUAAUCCCCCUCUCUGGUAGAUAAGUGUCUUCUACACAGCCAUAACUCAGAAAGUCAGCGCACGCGUCACAAUUUGCAUUCGCUUAAGCCUCCUUUGCAUUAUAGAUUAUUUUCGGAAAAUCUUGGCAAAAACUAUAUUUAACUUCCUACGAACACAAUCCCAUGGGUGCUGUUAUGUCUCUGUGUGCAGCUUGCACUGUAUGUUGACCAGUUAACUUAAAGGUCCUAUGACAUGCUGCUUUUUUAUAGGCCUUAGUGGUCCCCUAAUACUGUAUCUGAAGUCUCUUUUAUAUAAUAAUAAUA
This is a messenger RNA of Perca fluviatilis (European perch), 3490 nucleotides long. RefSeq names its product poly(rC) binding protein 4 (gene pcbp4). Gene Ontology annotation, biological process: negative regulation of mRNA splicing, via spliceosome. Gene Ontology annotation, molecular function: mRNA binding. Gene Ontology annotation, cellular component: nucleus; cytoplasm. The record is from RefSeq and is a predicted model, not a curated record. NCBI's taxonomy places the organism in Eukaryota, Metazoa, Chordata, Actinopteri, Perciformes, Percidae.